Molecule: messenger RNA, 582 nt
Organism: Leptosomus discolor (cuckoo roller)
Lineage: Eukaryota; Metazoa; Chordata; Aves; Leptosomiformes; Leptosomidae
Source: RefSeq, a predicted model, not a curated record
GGUUUGACGACCUACAUGCUUGUGCUGAUCCUGGAGCUCCUGAACAUGGAUACAAGACACCCAGUGCAGGUGUUUUCUUUGAAAGCGUGGUAGUCCGGUUUCAUUGCCAAGAAGGAUACAGGCUUAAUGGUACUUCAAAGAAACUUUGUGUGAGACACUUUAAUGGCUCCCUGAGCUGGAAACCAAGUGAUAAACCUGUGUGCCUACAAGAAGUCACAGAUUGCCUUGUUCCACAUGUUGAAGAUGCAGAGAUUCAUAACAAGACAUACAGGACUGGCGAUAAGUUAAUAAUCAGCUGUCAUGAAGGAUUCCAGAUCCGUUACCCUGACUUAGACAACAUGGUUUCAAUAUGUCAAGACGAUGGAACAUGGGAUAAUCUGCCCAUUUGUCAAGGUUGCCUGAGGCCAUUGGUUCUUCCUCAUAGUUACAUUAACAUAUCUGAGUUCGAGUCCUCCUUCCCCGUAGGAACAGUGGUGUAUUAUCAAUGCUUUCCUGGAUAUAAACUAGAAGGGGCAGAGUUCCUUGAGUGCAUGUAUAACCUUAUCUGGUCAGAUAGCCCACCUAGGUGCCUUGAUGUGGAAG